Messenger RNA from Protopolystoma xenopodis, 2028 nucleotides. Lineage: Eukaryota; Metazoa; Platyhelminthes; Monogenea; Polystomatidea; Polystomatidae. The record is from the annotation of a GenBank genome assembly.
CUGGAGGCCUUUCGUGUCAACGAAACGCUGACCUCGAGUCUGGCCGACCUGUCGUCGAGUGGUACGGCGACCGGCGACACACGGUCACUCGAUUCGCAGAUCUCGACAUCUGUCGCCGAGGCCCUCGAGGUGGUCACGGCAGCAGUUGUCAUGGCGAACAGAGCGACCUCGAGCGACGGAGGCAUCUGCGAGUUGCCGGACAGUCCGGUGGACGACUUCUCGAUGGGCGAAGGACUCAGCUUUCCCUCCGCCCAGUUGCCGGCUCAUCUCAGCCUCCUCGGCGAGCCACCGGCCGAUGGUGAGCAGAUGUUCCUGUCGACGGCGGCCAGUCUCUCGCUGCCCACUUCGCCGAUGGCCGAAGUCGCUUUCGGCUUCAAGACGAGCACACCGACUCUUCAAUCCCUCGGAAUCCACGCACUCUCGGCCAGCCUGACGCAGGACUUUGACCUCACUUCCAUUCCUUCCGCGACGGCCAACGAGGCGCCCUCCUCUACCACUGCCUCUUCUUCUUCUUCUUCUUCUUCUUCUUCUUCUUCUUCUUCCACCUCCAUCCCCACUUCUUCCUCUUCUUCCUCCUCCUGCUCAUCAUCAUCAUCAUUAGCAUCAUCGUCAUCAUCUUCGCCCUCUUCCACCGCCAACUUGUCGUCAUUCUCGCCUGCGGCACCGGCCGCUUCGGCCUUACGCCUCGUCGCCCAGGACUACCAUGUCCUGUUGGGUGGGCGCAGUGGCGCGUAUUUGACAUGUGACGCUGUUGUCACGACGACUCGUGCUGAGUCCGACGUCUCGGGCUACGCCGAGCUGGAGGAGCCGCAGACGACGGAGACAACUCGGACAGAGGUCUACCACCACUUGUCCAACCUGUUGCCAUCGCAACUAAGUCUGACCGGCGAGAACUCCGCCUAUUCGAGCCACAUGUACCAGCCAGAGCGCGAUCUUCUGCCCUCGCCUCAGGCCCAAUCGAGUCAGGAUUUCUUGCACUUUCGUCGAGAGAUUGUCUCGCCCGGCGCUUUUCACCGCCUGACGCAACCACCGCCUGUUCAGCCGCAUCACAUGCAGCCGUCUCGACAGCACCAAUACAUGUUGUCAGAAGCGUCUAUGCCGCAACAGGUCAUGCAUUCGCUCGACCACAAAUCCGGCCCAAGUCAGCGCUCCUAUGACCUCGUCUCUGCCUCGCACACUCAUCCCAACCACCAGUCGAAGGAGUUGCACAUUUUGCUGCCAAAUCAGACAACAAUGACAACCCACUCGCAACCUCUUCCCCACCACCUACAACACACCACGUCCAGCCAACAUCAGCACCACCAACACCAUCAGCAACAGCACACACAUCCGCAGUCUCAUCAUCAUCAUCAUCAUCAUCAUCAUCAUCAUCAUCACCAGCAGCAGCAGCAGCAUCAACUGCAACAAAAACUGUCGUCUCCAGGGGAUGAGAGGAUGAGCCAGCAACAGGUCAUGCUGCCACCAAUAAACUGCCAUCAAGAGGAAGAGGAGGAGGAAGAGGAGGAGGAGGAGGAAGAGGAAGAAGAAGAGGAGGAGGAGGAGGAGGAGCCGUCAUCGUCGAUAAACCAAAUGAAUGACCCAUUGGUUGCCUAUUCUCCGGGAGUGCUCACGACACCGCCCGAGACGACGGCCGGCACUCCGCAAAGGCAGCAGAGCCACAAAAGCGCUUCUCUCCUGCUCCAUCUCGACUCUGGCCAGUCACGUCAGCUUCAGCAGGCCCUGCAAGAUUGCGCCACCAAUUUUCAUACCCAACACUUGCACCAGCUCAGCGGUGCACCCGCUAGGGCGGUUGACCAGCAGCAGAUUUGUUCACAUCAGCCACGGAUGACAGACAAGAAAUCACACCUACGGCCAGAUCGAGAGGAUGAAGAGCAAUAUGAAGUGGAGAAUGGAGCUGAGAUGGAGAGAGAUGGCAGCACGGGGCAGCAGAUUCACAUGGAGGCCCGACGAUUGGGCCAGACUUCAGGACGUUCAGGAGCCAAUGCUGUUUUUCGAAUCGGGCCCAUGGCCGGACGAAGCUAUUCUUAG